Messenger RNA from Seminavis robusta, 498 nucleotides. The record is from the annotation of a GenBank genome assembly. Lineage: Eukaryota; Bacillariophyta; Bacillariophyceae; Naviculales; Naviculaceae.
AUGGCGCUCCCACCGCAAGUACAGCAAGGAAUCGAAAAGGUUGAUGAGUUCAUCGCCCAGUACCCCGCCCUUACGCAAUAUGACAAACUGAAAGAACUGGAAGAAAAGACUGGCUACUCCAAGGUUUAUUUUUUCCUUGCCUUUUGCACAAUUAUGUCUGGACUUUUGAUCCUUUUGGGAGGAGCCAAACUGAUUGUUGAUUUGCUUGGAUUUGUUUACCCUGCCUACAUGUCUUUCAAGUCUAUGGAUGCAAACAAUGGAGAAGAUACUCAGUGGCUGACCUACUGGGUGGUUUUUGCCUUUUUCAGCAUUAUCGAAGGCAUGGCUGGGUUCUUGACCCGUCUCAUUCCCUUUUACUUUUUGACCAAGGGAGGAUUCAUUCUUUGGUUGUACCAUCCUCAGACUAUGGGAGCCCAGUCCAUUUAUGCCGGAGUCAUUCGUCCCUACAUGCUGCCCUACUUGGACAUUAAUGGAACUGGUGGAAAAAAGACGGAGUAA